This is a messenger RNA of Ooceraea biroi (clonal raider ant), 2007 nucleotides long. RefSeq names its product luciferin 4-monooxygenase. NCBI's taxonomy places the organism in Eukaryota, Metazoa, Arthropoda, Insecta, Hymenoptera, Formicidae. Gene Ontology annotation, molecular function: CoA-ligase activity. The record is from RefSeq and is a predicted model, not a curated record.
CCUGAUCUUUCGAAUCGAGUGUUUCCGUGAUUCCGAAUUUCCAAAAAUAUUUAUCAAAAUGUGCGACAAACAGACAACGGCUGAUAACAAGAUGCCAAGUUCAUGUUGUAUUAAGCCAAAGGAUGGAUCUGAUUUGAAAAACCAGUUUCCUAAAUUUCGAAUCGAAAACAAUAUCUUAAUAGGAGAAGAAUUACCAGUAAAAAGAGACCCUGUUAACGUAUCUGAAAUAUUACUCAAUAUCUUAAAAAGCAAUCCAGAAUGCAUUGGCCAGAUAGAUGCGUUCACAGGUAAAAAAUACACUUACGCUGACAUGGUGGAACGUAGUAUUAAAUGCGCUUUGUGGCUAAAGAAACAAGGUGUAAAACCGGGUGAUAUAGUCGGUCUUUGCACCGAUAAUAAUCUCGAUGCAAUUGUAAUUAUGUUGGGCACUAUGUACAUAGGCGCUAUAUCUAAUACAUGGGAUCAUGAGCUGUCCCCAAAUACGGCAAAAUACUUUCUUUCACUAACAUCACCGACAAUAAUCUUCACGAUUUCGUUAUCGGCCGAAAGUCUAACGGAAGCAGCAAAACAGUUAAAUAUGGAUAUAAAAGUGGUAACCAUCGAUAAACUAAAUGGAUACGAGUCCUUUGAGGACGUUUUGAACACUCAUGAUACGUGCCAAAUUGCUGAAUUUAAAUGUACCCCAAUCAACAAUCCGGAUGAAGUUGCUCUAAUUGUUCUCUCUUCUGGUACUACGGGCAUGCCGAAAGCAACUAAGAUUUCGCAUACUUCUCUACACAACGCCAUGUUUUCUCAGUCAAGCAAGGACAUGAAAAAUAACAUUUGCGUAUGGACACCUACAUUGCGUUGGCACUAUGGUGUCAUGCUAGCAUUCAACGCUCUCACAGCAUGUGCUACCAGAGUUGUUACACCAGAUUGCGUCCUUGAUGAUUUCACCAUACAGCAAUGCCAAUUUAUUGAAAAAUAUCGAGUAACGUGGUUCGCUACUGAUCCGUGCAUGAUGAUCCAACUGGCUAAGACUGAUAUAUUAGAGAAAUACCCAUUAACAAGCUUGAAAAAAAUUUUAUGUAGCGGUGCUCAUUUAAGGAAACAUUAUCAAGAGAUAUUAGCUAAGAAAUUACCACAUGUUCUUCUUGUAUGUUCCUAUGGAUCGACCGAUUUCGGAGGUACUAGCUGUUGCCAAACCGAACACAGCAAACCAGGAUCUGUAGGUUUUAUAACAUCUUGCACUCAAUUAAAAGUAGUGGAUGUAGACACGGGAAAAGUCUUGGGAGCUAAUCAAAUUGGAGAAAUACAUUUCAACGGGCCCUGCAAAAUGAUAGGAUACCACAAAAACCCUGAAGCAACUAAACGAGCUUUCGACUCCGACGGUUGGUUGCACACUGGCGAUCUGGGAUAUUACGACGAUGAUGGAGAGGUCUUCCUUGUUGAUAGGAUAUCUGAAUUUAUUCUCUUUCGGAGUAUCAAUGUCUCGCCUGCUGAAAUCGAGGCUGUUUUAACAACUCAUCCCGCGGUAGCUAGAGCGGCAGUUAUAGGAGUGCAUCAUGAAAUCGAUGAACAACAUCCAAUGGCUGUCGUAUCUCUCAUGCCGGAUAAAACGGUAACGGAGCAGGAACUUAUCAAUUUAGUGGAAAAGAAUCUGCCGGAUCAUUGUAGACUUCGCGCUGGCGUUAAGAUCCUCGAUCAACUACCCCGUACAGGCACUGGCAAAAUCGCGAAGAAACAGAUUCGAGAAAUGUUUGCGCAUUAAAGCAAUGAAUUAUGCAUGCUACGAAAAAAUCGAGUCACGUGAAUCGGUUUUGCUGAAGCUUUCGUUGAAAGAAGCUGCGAGAAACGUUUGUGAAUCAAAAUGCACCAAACAAUAUACCUAUAUAUAUGAACUUGGUACUUCACUUUUAAUAAAUUAACUUUUUAUUAUAUAAAAUGUUAGUAUUUCGUUUGUAAUUGUUUGUAACAAUAAUCUGUUUUGUAGUUUACCGCAAAUAAAAGUAUACCACUUUGGAAAAA